GUUUCUUACCACUAACACAUCAUCACAUCCAUCAAAAUGGCCGACUUUAGCGAAUACGGUAUUCCAACAGAAGAAUGGAUCGCUCUCGAAGCGACCCUCCCAGAGCCGCCAACAGACCUGGGUCUGGAUGAGCUGAAAAAGGCGAUGAACAGUGACCGCGAGGCUACUGCGGCCAAAGAGAUGAUUAACCAGGACUUUGUUUCCAGAGUGACAAUCCGCGACCACAACAUCCCCGGACGCGACGGUUACUCCAUCGAGGGACGGAGUUAUCGGCCAUCGAAUGUGCCUGAAUCCCAGUCUCUGCCUGUUUAUAUCCACCUUCACGGUGGUGGAUUCCUUUUCGGGACUCUUUCUUCCGAAGAUGCAACUUGCUCUCGUAUUGUGACUUCUCUAGCUGAGGAGAACUUUCCCAUCGUGGUAUUCAACAUCAACUACCGGCACACACCCGAAUACCCAUUCCCAAUUGCAUGGAACGACACCGAAGACGCCUUCCACUGGCUUCACGACAAUAUCGACCAAGUCGGCGGGGACAGCGACCAAAUAGUCGUUGGCGGUAUCUCCGCUGGCGCACUGCUCACUGCAUCCCUUGCAUUAAUCCAAAACCUCGGCAUCGAUGACUCACUAGCCAAACGGCCCAAGAUCAGGGGACAGAUUCUCAUGAUCCCGCCUCUUGUGAUUGGUGACGCCUACGAAACCCAGCUGAAGCAGCUGGUUAGUCCGGAAGUAUCGAGUUAUCGACAGAAUGAAUUCGCGCCUAUUCUACCCGUGGCUAGGAUGCAACUCUUCUCGAAGUUGAUGGGGGUGGAUAAGGUCAAGAUUGAGGAUAAUGAUCGACGGGUUAACCCUGGUAAUGCGACGGCUGACGAGGUCAAGGGAUUGCCUCCUGCUGUGUUUGGUAUUGCGGGACGUGAUCCGUUGAGAGAUGAGGGAUUGUUUUAUGGGAAGCUGCUUACGGAGAAUGGUGUUCCAACCAAGGUGAAUGUUUUCAAGGGACUUCCUCAUGGGUUUAGACGGUAUGGAGAUAAACUGUCUCCAUCGAAGAAGUACGAUGAGGUCAUGUAUCAGGGCAUCAAGUGGGCAUUGUCUGAGCCUGAGGCAACUGGGAAGUUUGAUAUUGAAGCUCAUUAAUGCAGCCCUGAAUAGAUAGACUCAUUGUGUCCAUGAGUCUUGUUGUAUAUAUCGUUGUCAUAGUAUUACGGAUUUAUCAGUCUAUAUAUUAAACUUAUAGAGGCAGUUACCAAGAUAAAUAAGAAUAGAAAACGAACCAUGCCAUAGAGCAUUUUAAGGCCAGCCGUACAGCAG
Molecule: messenger RNA, 1302 nt
Organism: Aspergillus wentii DTO 134E9
Lineage: Eukaryota; Fungi; Ascomycota; Eurotiomycetes; Eurotiales; Aspergillaceae
Product: alpha/beta hydrolase
Exons: 3
Coding region: 37-1128 (363 amino acids)
Molecular function (GO): hydrolase activity
Source: RefSeq, a predicted model, not a curated record